AUGAAGACUCUGACUUUGCUCUCCAUCUGUGCCCUUCUGUCAGUGUGCUGGUCCAUGGGAGCUGUGGAACCAGAGGUUGUCGUGGACCCUGAUGCUGACACGUUUGCUGAUGCUGCACCUACUGCACCUGCCGAUUCCUCCUCCUCCUCUGAGUCCGACUCCAACUCUUCCUCCGACUCCUCAGUAUCCGAUUCCAACUCAAGCUCCAAUUCAUCCUCCUCUUCCUCGGAAUCCUCUGAGUCUUCAUCGUCUGAGUCUACCGAAUCAUCUUCCUCCGAGUCGUCCUCCUCCGAGUCCAAUUCUUCCUCUGACUCGUCUUCCUCCUCUUCCUCCUCAUCUUCAUCGGAGUCAGCCAGCACUGAGGCUCCUCCAGUGGUGAUGGAUCGAGACCAGGCUGCUGUUCUCCUGAGGAGAAGAAGAGCGACAGGACCCCUCACGCCUCUGCAGCUGGAAAGCCUGCAGGAGGUGUGUGAGUUAAGCGUGGCCUGUGACGAGAUGUCUGAGACCGCGGGUAUCGUCGCUGCAUACACCGCCUACUAUGGACCUGUUCCCUUCUAA
This is a messenger RNA of Limanda limanda (common dab), 558 nucleotides long. It is a transcript of the gene bglapl, whose product is annotated as bone gamma-carboxyglutamate (gla) protein, like. Gene Ontology annotation, molecular function: hydroxyapatite binding; calcium ion binding; structural constituent of bone. Gene Ontology annotation, cellular component: extracellular region. The transcript is spliced from 4 exons. Lineage: Eukaryota; Metazoa; Chordata; Actinopteri; Pleuronectiformes; Pleuronectidae. The coding region runs from base 1 to 558 and encodes 185 amino acids. Gene Ontology annotation, biological process: osteoblast differentiation; response to vitamin K; bone development. The record is from RefSeq and is a predicted model, not a curated record.